Rotaria sordida is the source of this 531-nucleotide messenger RNA. Lineage: Eukaryota; Metazoa; Rotifera; Eurotatoria; Philodinida; Philodinidae. The record is from the annotation of a GenBank genome assembly.
AUGGUACUAUCAAAUGAUUAUAUAUGUGAUGGCGGUAAUCGAACAAUACGUUGGUCACAAUUUUGUGAUGGAAUUAUUGAUUGUUAUGAUCGUUUUGAUGAAGAAGGACAUUUUUGUAAACUUUGUAUAAACAAUCUUUAUUCAUGUCCACCAAAAGAUGAUAUACGUUGUGAUUUAGCUUGUAAAAUGCUUCAUUAUGUACCAUGUCAAACCAUACAAGAUCGUCGAGCAUGUAAGAACAUUGAAAAAGAUUAUGACAAUAAUAUUCUUUUUCAAUUGCUCAAAGGAUUCAAAUUUUAUGUUGCUGCUACUAUUCUCCUUCUUGUUUUAAUUGGUAUGGUUAUUUUAAUUAAAUAUCUUAUUCGUAGAUAUCAACAAAAUAAAUCAUCAAAUCUUUCUCAUAUUUCAAAUCGUCAAAUCGAAUCAGAUACAUUGUCUAGCCAUAUUUAUGAACAAUGUUACGAACCACCAUCCUAUGAAGCCACACAAAAAUAUCCAUUGAUGAAGACAUAUUAUGAACAUGUAGUAUAA